Mangifera indica (mango) is the source of this 1597-nucleotide messenger RNA. RefSeq names its product UPF0481 protein At3g47200-like. The record is from RefSeq and is a predicted model, not a curated record. Lineage: Eukaryota; Viridiplantae; Streptophyta; Magnoliopsida; Sapindales; Anacardiaceae. Bases 165 to 1442 code for a protein of 425 amino acids. The transcript is spliced from 2 exons.
CAAGGCAUUUCAAUUUACCAUUUGGAAACAGGAGAAAAACAUAAGAGGGCAGAGUUGAUCUCUUGAGCUUUCCACAAUCCUAGCAAAUCCAACAAGAUGAACUAGCCAGUAUUUACAUCUAAAAAGCUAUUCUGUUGAGAAUUCUUGUCCGGGAAGAAAACAAAAUGCUGUUGGCAGAUCUCGACGAUAAGUUAUCCAAGCUGACUUCAUUCACCUCCCCCUCGAGUUGUUGCAUCUACAGAGUUCCGGAGCGUCUAAUUAACAUAAGUGAAAGAGCUUACACGCCUCAGGUAGUCUCCAUCGGUCCUUUCCACCGUGGCAAGGAAAAAUUGAAGUUCAUGGAAGUAGAAAAACAGAGAUACCUGAAGGAGUUUCUCGAUCGAACGAAAAUAAAAUUGGAGGAGCUUGCUAACUUAAUCACAGUUGAUAUGGAAGCGAGAAUACGAAGCUGUUAUUCUGAAGAAAUACCAAUGGAUCGCAAAACAUUUGUUGAAAUGAUCCUGCUGGACUCCAUCUUCAUCAUUGAAGUCUUGUUGAGGAACAACUACAAGACACUGAUAAAUGAGAAGCAAGAUCACAUUUUUAUGCAGCCAUAUUUGAUACAAGACAUUUGGUAUGAUAUGUGGUUGCUUGAGAAUCAAAUUCCAUUCUUUAUUCUUGACGAAUUUCUCAACCUGAGCGAGGUUGUUAGCACUAUCCCUGUCGAGACUGACUACCCAACAAUCAUCUAUCUUACUUACAAAUUCUUCGAGAGUUUGGAGGCAGUAAAUGGGAAAUUAAAGAUGUUGGCGGAUUGUAAGGAAGAAGUGAAACAUUUCACUGAUUUUUUGAGAAUUUGUCAUCUGCCAUCGGAACGGCCGCCUCGCCCGAGAGAAAAAAAGGCUAUAACGGCGCCAAGCGCGACACAGCUUCAUCAAGCUGGAGUCAAAUUCAAAUUGAGCCAAAGCAAUGAGUCAUUCGACAUAAAAUUCGAAAGGGGCACUUUGCAUAUUCCGCAAAUGAAGGUCCAGCUUGAAACUGAAUCGUUGUUUCGAAAUUUGAUUGCCUUUGAACAGCGGCAUAGCACUGACAAUUAUAUCAAUGAUUAUGUUUUCAUCAUUCAUCAUCUUGUGAAUACGCCCGAAGAUGUGGAACUACUUGUGGAGAACCAGAUUAUUGAGAGUUGGCUGCCGGAUAAAGAGGGAGUAUCGAAGCUUAUCAAUAGCCUUUCAGGCGGGAGUACUCUGAAUCCACAGAACUUCUAUUUUUCGAAGCUUUGUGAAGAUUUGAAAGAGUAUUGCGAGAAAAGAUACAACGUGUGGAGGGCAAAUCUGAAGCAGAACUAUUUUAACACUCCUUGGUCUAUCAUUUCAGUCUUUGCCGCUAUUUUCCUGAUUCUGCUCACUGUUCUACAAGCUGUGUAUUCUGUUCUCCAAGUGCAGCUUCAAUCAAACAAGUGUUGAUGAUUGAAUCAUCACUACUCUUUCUGUUUCUUGUUAUCCUGUUAAUUCUCAUUCUAAGAAAAAACAUUUAAUAAUUUGUGUUAUGUAAAUAUCAUAUCAGAUCAUGAUAUCAUUCCAGUAAUAAAAAUUUUAUGUUCAUUUCUCUCUCUCAGCCA